Molecule: messenger RNA, 1412 nt
Organism: Phycodurus eques (leafy seadragon)
Lineage: Eukaryota; Metazoa; Chordata; Actinopteri; Syngnathiformes; Syngnathidae
Gene: polr1c
Product: RNA polymerase I and III subunit C
Exons: 9
Coding region: 10-1065 (351 amino acids)
Biological process (GO): DNA-templated transcription
Cellular component (GO): RNA polymerase I complex; RNA polymerase III complex
Molecular function (GO): DNA binding; protein dimerization activity
Source: RefSeq, a predicted model, not a curated record
AAGAAGACGAUGAUGGCGGACAUGAGUAGAAACGUGGAGGAAGUUCGUAAUCGAAUUAUUUUAGAAGAGUUUUGCGUGAGAAAUGUCCAUACAACUGAUUUCCCUGGAAACUACCCCGGCUAUGACGACACUUGGGAUAUGCAGACAUUCCAAAAGAGCUUCAGAAUUGAUGUUGCACAGCUGACUGAGAACUUGAUGGAGUUUGACAUGGUGGGAAUCGAUGCAGCUAUUGCCAAUGCCUUCAGAAGGAUCCUACUUGCAGAGGUCCCCACCAUGGCUAUUGAAAAGGUUUUUAUUUAUAACAACACAUCUAUCGUCCAAGAUGAAGUGCUGGCACAGAGAUUAGGGCUCAUCCCCAUCAAAGCUGACCCCUUUCUGUUUGAGUACAGAAGUACUGAUGAGUCUGCGGAGGAGGAAGUUUCAGAAAUAGACACAAUUCAACUAUGCCUUAAGAUUAAAUGUAACAGGAAUGCUCGAGCCAGCAAAGAUUCCUCUGAUCCACAGGAACUCUAUUUAAACAACAAAGUCUUUUCCAGAGAUAUAAAGUGGGUCCCGAUUGGUAACCAGGCAGAUGUGUUUGCCGACUCCAGUAUUACACCAGUACAUGAUGACAUCUUGAUAGCGCUGCUCCGUCCAGGACAGGAACUUGACAUUAUCAUGCAUUGUGUCAAAGGAAUUGGGAAGGAUCAUGCGAAGUUCUCUCCUGUGGCCACAGCAAGUUACCGCCUCCUGCCAGAGAUCACCCUCCUUGAUGCAGUGAAGGGCGAGAAGGCAGAGCGCCUCAAGCGCUGCUUUUCACAAGGAGUGAUAGAACUGGAAGAUGUUAACGGAAGCAAGGUUGCGAAAGUCGCGAACAGUCGCUUGGAUACGUGCAGCAGAGAAAUACUGCGUCAUGACGACUUAAAGAAUGCGGUGAAACUUGGCCGAGUGCGAGACCAUUUCAUCUUUUCUGUGGAGUCUACAGGAAUCCUGCCCCCGAAUGUCCUGGUCACAGAAGCCAUCAAAGUCCUCAUGGCCAAGUGUCAGAGAUUCCUUCAUGAGCUGGACUCUCCUGACAUCAAGUGAAAUAAUGAAAUCCAUUACAACGAUGCAGGGAUGCCUUUCAAAGCUUGCUUUUGCAAAUUAGCAUUUUUCUUUUUUGUGGCAUUUUGUUUUCGUUUGACUUCGCACACAAAUGUCGCCGUGUAUUUUAAGAUGACCUAUGUUCAGUGUGAAGCAUAAUUCAAUUCAGUCAAGUCUUAACCUCAGUUUGCGUUACGAUGGACAAAAAAAACCAAAAACUGUCACGUCAAGUGAUGCUACCAUAUUCCAAUAGCAGUUUUUAAUGGUAUGGUUUCCAGUCUUCUUUUUGUCCCUCACUUUUGUAUUGCCGUCUCAAAUAAAUGCAUCAACUCACAUGAAGUUUGUUUGAC